AUGGCAAUAGGCGCAGGGCGCACUCUCCCAGUUUCCAGUGCCGACAAGGUAAAAGAGCAUCAGUGCCGACUUGCUACAGCACGCACAGUUGUGCCUCUGUUGUCCUCCCUCGUGCUUUCGCAAAUAAAUCGUAAUGCCCGCACCGCGGUAGCACGUGCCCCCAGACCUCGUGGUGCAACAACUGUGUCCCGGCACGACGCGGCUGGUCCGGGUGCCGGUAGAUGCCGCCACAACCCCGCAGCCAACACACAACGCACACCGAGCAAGCAAUCACCCAAAGAGCCACACGCGGAAGCGGAUCCUCAUCCACCAAUGACACGGCGCCUCACUCCACGCGGUCACACGGAAUGCACUGUUUCCUCAAUGGAACUUAUGCCUCGUCCAUCCCUUAAAGAUGCUUCCUCUAAUAAUGGGGCUUGGAACACCAUAGAAAAAAGUGAAAAACGCAGUAAUACUGCAAUAAUGCCGGCCACAAUCAUCCUCCAACUAAGGGGCAAUUCUCCAAUUACGCCUCGUAUGCAAACACACAAUCAAAAUAACAUGUAG
This is a messenger RNA of Trypanosoma cruzi, 546 nucleotides long. RefSeq lists its product as uncharacterized. Lineage: Eukaryota; Euglenozoa; Kinetoplastea; Trypanosomatida; Trypanosomatidae. The coding region runs from base 1 to 546 and encodes 181 amino acids. The transcript has a single exon. The record is from RefSeq and is a predicted model, not a curated record.